ACUGAGCUUCAUGGGCAAAUGUACCAGGAUCGCUGCACCCAAGCACUUUUGCCAGCUACAAACAAUCAUUUCGAUAUCUGCAAACGAUUGAGUCGAAAACAAGCACGCAACUCGACUCGCAGGCUUCAACCCACGACUGCGCGACAAAUUACCACCUGAAAAUUCAGACAGCAAGGGCGGACGCGCCAACCAGCAACAAUGGCGACACAGCACUUUGGGCUCCUCGAGGAGCGCGACGAGAACGAGCUGCACAAGACGCGCCUGCUCAAUGUCGAGGAGAAGCCAUUCAAGCGCAUCACGAAACGCCUGAUAGGGCCAGGCGCCUUCACAAACCCGAGCGCGCUCAAGCUGCCAACUACACCACCGCCAGAGGCCGGCCCCAACGAGGGCGAAGAUCCAUCCUCGACAGCGGACACGAACUCCACAGUCCCGCCGGCGCCGCCGGCCGCCGAGAUCGCCGCCCUCAAGGAGGACAUAAUUCUCGACUUUGCGGCGUUCGACAGCGCCAUUGCGCGGCUGCAGUUCCUCGCACAGGCCAAUGCCGCCGAGCGGGAGCGGUACGCUGCGGACCGGCUGCGCAUCCUCGCGACCAUGGACAGCGUGCGGGAGAACAACUCACAGCUGCGCGUGCAGCUGGACCAGGCGAAGGCGACACUGGCCCAGCGGAAGAAGUUCGACGACCUGGCGGACAAGAUCACGAGCAAUCGCAUGCUGCGCACUCGGUCGGAGCAGCAGGUCAACCUGGCCAAGCUGGCGGAGGAGUGUGAGGAGCUGCACCGCGAGAGCGAGACGUAUAGCGAGACGUGGCGGGAGCGCAGAGAGCAGUUCGGCAGGCUGGUUGAUGAGGGCAAGAGGCUGCGCGCGCUGAUUCGGGACGAGAAGGAGGAGGUCGAGCGGCGCGAGGGCAUGGACUCGGAUGCUGAGGACGGCGAGACCGGCGAGGGUGGUAGCGGUGCGACGCCUGGUAAGACUGGCGGCAGCAUCAGUGGCAAUGCCACGCCGAGACCAGAUAGUGGUGCGGUAUCGACGCCACGGCCAAGUAGUAGAGGAGAAGGAACACCACGCCCGGAUAGCCCAGGUGCUGGCACUCGUGAAGCUGUUGGUGGCUCUGGACUUCGGCCGGUCGGGGAGGAAAGUACAGGUGCUACACCGCGGGCGGAGAGUGCAGAAGAGCAGACAGCAGAGGGUGAGGAUGUCGAGAUGGGUGAGAGCACACAACAGCAGACACAGUCACAGCCAGGGGAUGCAGCCACGCCCGCCCCUGCUGAGUCGCAAAGUACGCCACAAAUCACUGUCGACGCGCCAGCUGCUGCAGAGGAUAAGAUGGACACGACUUGAAGCGUGGUGGACGAGCAAGUGCACGAGAGUCGUUGGAGAUGUCUUGCUACAAUUUGAGCGCAAAAUACCCCAACAUUACAUGAGCAUCAUAUAUAAUAUGG
Molecule: messenger RNA, 1439 nt
Organism: Microdochium trichocladiopsis
Lineage: Eukaryota; Fungi; Ascomycota; Sordariomycetes; Xylariales; Microdochiaceae
Product: Tho complex subunit 7-domain-containing protein
Exons: 1
Coding region: 199-1338 (379 amino acids)
Biological process (GO): mRNA processing
Cellular component (GO): THO complex part of transcription export complex
Source: RefSeq, a predicted model, not a curated record